UUUUUUUUUUUUUGCAGGUGAUGACAAAGGAAAGAUGACAUGGUAAGGCCAGCAUAAUGGCCAGGGGAGCGGGAUCGUGGGCACCCCAGCCCAUGCCGUUUCCAGCACUGUCCACUCCCGUACGCCCACUCCCGCACCUCUUCGCUCCUGUACACUCUCUUCUGCGCUUGUCUUUUCCUCUUGUGGUCUUCGUGUUAGUGCAUUUCGUUAAGGUAUCUACUUCAGUCUCAGUACCAAAAGAAAAUGCAGUUCGUUUCUUGAAAGAUAAUUACAAUGUCAGCAUAUAUGAGAAUUCUCUGCCACGGACUUAUGUAACAGGGGAACACCUGAUGGGUGUAGAGUUGGAAGGUUUGCCUCCUGGUGCUGAUGUGGUAUUCUCUAUACAAGAAGGAGACCAAGAUGGCUUUUUCACAGCUGAAACUGAAGUGGUGGGUGGGGUUGCAGUUUUGCAUUUGAGAACCAGGACAGGGUUGAGGGAUGUGCUCAACAGAGAGAGGAGAGCUGUCUACGUGUUGGAAGUGGAAGCACGAGUCAGGACAAUUCAUCUCAGGUCAGCAUUUCUUCCGGGCCAGACCAAGGUCACAGUAAUAGUAAAGGAUAUGAAUGACAAUAUUCCCUUGUUUUAUCCCACCAAGUAUCAAGUUAGUGUAGGAGAGGAUGCUACCCUUCACACACAACUCCUCUCAGUUAAAGCACAUGAUGCUGAUGAAGGGUACAAUGGCCAAGUUUACUAUUCACUAGAGAAUCAUAUGACAAACCUUUUUGCAGUGCAUCCUACUACUGGUGUGCUUAGUGUCACACGACCACUUGCCUACAGACAUAUGCAUGUGCAUACAGUUAAUAUUUUAGCUCAAGAUCGGGGAUUGCAGCCAUGGAACUUCCGGCCAACAGAUGCUGCACGGGCAGUUGUGGAGGUGCAAGUUCAGCAAGUAAAUAUACAUCCUCCACGCAUCCAUGUGCAUCAUUUACCCCAUGUAGUAGAACAUGCACAUACAUAUAUAUAUGCCAUCAUUAAUGUUGAUGAUGAAGAUGAAGGUGAUAGUGGUAGAAUAGAGUCUGUCCAAAUUGUUAAUGGAGACCCUGCCAGACUUUUUAGCAUAACACAAGGUUCUAAGAGCAAGGAAUAUAAUUUGGUGGUACUCAAAAUUUUAGAUAGAGAAUUAGCUCCUGGAGGUUAUAACCUGACACUGCUAGCUACUGAUGCUGGUAUUCCAUCCCAGCUUACCAGAGAAAGUGUGCAUGUCAACAUCGCUGAUGUAAAUGACCAUGCUCCAGUGUUUGCUAGGGAGCAAUAUGAAGAGGCAGUGAGUGAAGAGGCGCCACCACACACCCCUGUAGUACGAGUUGCCGCAUCUGACACUGAUCAAGGUAUUAAUGGCAGAGUUCUAUUUAGAAUAGUUGCUGGAAACGAAGAUGAAAAAUUCAGUAUCAAUCCACGAACGGGCCUGAUAACUACAGCUGAGUGGCUAGAUCAUGAGGAUACUGCAUACUACAGUGUAACAGUGGCUGCAGUAGACCAAGCUAGCAAUGCUCGUAGGAAGCAGUCUUCUGCAAAGGUGAUUAUACGUGUUCUGGAUGCUAAUGAUAAUGCACCACAAUUUAACACUCCAAAUACAGAAGUCAUACUUGAUGAAAAUGAACCUAGAGGAUCUUAUGUCACCAGAGUCAUCGCAACAGAUCAAGACUCUGGGGAAAAUGGAUUUAUUUCCUAUAGUAUUGCUAAUCUUGAUCCAGUUCCUUUCAGUAUUGAUCCUUUUGAUGGUGUGAUAAGAACGUCAUCUGUUUUGGAUUAUGAAACCGAAAGACGUGUGUACACUAUAAAAGUUCGUGCAUCAGACUGGGGUACACCCUUUAAACGAGAAACAGAAACAACUGUUAAAGUAAAAGUUAGAGAUGUUAAUGAUAAUAGGCCACAGUUUGAAGGAACAGAUUGUAAAGGUUGGAUAUCAGCUGAUGCACCAGUUGGUACUAAUGUCCUCACAAUGUCUGCUCUAGACUUGGAUGCUGAUAGUGUUGUGACUUAUAAAUUGCAAGGGGACAUGGAAGAAGAAUGUUGGGUUCUUGAUGCCUCUUCUGGGGUGCUUGCCCUUACCUGCGAUUUAAAAAGAAGUGAAAGAGAUGGUGAAAGAUCACGGACAUUUGUUCUAAAUGUAACAGCUACAGAUGGUUCACAUGUUUCUGAUACUGCAAGUAUAACUUUGGCAGUUAUCACUCAGCAGGGACCAGACCAGACAGCUCACCAACACUCGCAUGUUGAGUGUCAGGCAACAGGUAUUAGUAACAACAUGUCAGAGGUAUUAGCAUCUGGAGCAGACAUUAAUGCUGCAGUAGAACAUUAUGCUCUAAUGCCACUACGGUAUGGAUAUAAUACCCACCCACCAGAUUUACCUGAGAAUUUGCCAGUUACUGUUAAUGUCCAAGAAGAUACUGAGGUUGGAAGUGAGAUUCUUGCCAUCAAUGCUACUGAUCAUGAUCGAGGUUAUAAUGGUCGUGUUGUGUAUGCAAUAACUGGUGGGGACACAGAUUCCGUGUUCAAAAUUGGCAUUGAGUCUGGGGUUUUAGAGGUAUGGUCAGGAUUAGACCAUGAGCGAAACCCUGAAUAUAUACUGAAUAUCACUGUAUAUGACUUGGGUGUGCCUCAUCGUAGUGUAACUAUGAAUCUAACUGUCCGUGUUACUGAUGUAAAUGAUAAUGCACCAGAGUUUAGUCGUGUAAGCUACAGCCUUCACCUACCAGAAAAUACACGCAAUGGUACCAGUGUUGCUCAACUCAGUGCUCAGGAUGCAGAUGAUGGACUAAAUGCAAAAAUCACAUUUGAACUAGUAACAGAUGUUAAUGAAUUCACAGUUGAACGUGAGACUGGGACUUUAUAUGUUUCUGGUACUCUAGACAGAGAGAGACGGAGCGAAUAUGACCUUCGUGUCCGGGCAUGGGAUAGUGCACCAGAAAAUCCACGUUCUGCACUUGCCAGGGUUCUUGUUUCAAUUCUUGAUAUAAAUGACUGUGCCCCAGAAUUCCAUGCAGCUAGCAGACUUGUAGUGGACAUUCCAGAAGAUCUUCCUCUGGGAGCUGUGGUUGCUACUCUUCAGGCAACUGAUAAAGAUUUAAGUUUGGGUGGUAUGGUCAGCUACAGUCUCCUCAGUGGUCAUGAUGAUGUAUUUCGAAUAGACAAGGAAACAGGUGUGGUAAGAGUGACUGGGCCCCUGGACUUUGAAACUCAGCAGACUUAUAACUUAACAGUGCAAGCAAAAGAUGGUGGUGUUCCAGCCCUAGAGACUCAUGCUAUGCUACUCAUACACAUAAAUGAUGUAGAUGAAAAUUUAGGGCCUCCAAGAUUCCCCAAAAGAGUUGAGCGAGGAUGGGUGAGAGAGAAUCUAGCUCCAGGAGCCAUUGUGACUACUAUAGCGGCAAGAGAUCCAGACUCUAGUUCCCUUACUUACACCAUAACAGCAGGGGAUGGACUGGGAUAUUUCUCCAUUGAUGAAAAAGGAACGGUGCGGACAGUGGCGGUUCUUGAUCGAGAGGUAGCACGAGGAUACUGGUUAACCCUUGUAGUUAAGGACGACGGUGCUGUGCCUUUAACUGAUACGUGUCACCUCUAUGUGGAGGUAGAAGAUGUGAACGACCAUAUCCCUCAGACCGAGGAUCCUUCAUACCACCCGUAUGUGGCCGAAGAUUCAGCUCCGGGAACCUCUGUCAUUGCCCUCACGGCCUACGACGGCGAUCUUACUCUCUCCAACCUCUCCUUCGCCAUCACUAACGGCAAUGACGAAUCACAUUUCCAGAUUAAUGCAGUAACAGGGUUGGUCACCACGGCUUGGACUCUAGAUAGGGAAACUCGGCCAGAAUAUGAGAUAUGGGUGACUGUCUCGGAUGGGCAGCUUUCCUCAGUCACUCCCAUCUUCAUCACAAUCACGGAUGUCAACGACAACCCUCCCGAAUUUUUAGAGUCCUUGUACCGUGUUACUAUACCUGCACGACCGAAGACCAAAAAGAGGGAGGCUUUAUUCAGGCCCGACCCUGUGGACGAUGGUGGGGAGGCAGUGUGGGCGUGGGGGGACUGGGUGUCUUUCUCACCCACACAGAUCACCGGCCAAGACAUCGCCUUGUUCAGGGUAUUCGCCAAGGACAUUGAUGUAGGCAUGAAUGCUGAUUUGGACUACAGCAUAAAGACAGGCAAAGGGAAAGGACGCUUCAAGAUCCACCCGAAGACAGGCCAGGUGUUCACCAGCAAAGCAUUUGCUCCAGGACAGACGUUCGACAUUAUGGUACAGGCUAAGGACAACGGCCGACCACAGCUCAGCGCGACCACCAGGGUGCUAGUAAGAGUAGUGCCAGUGCCGGCGUCCUCGGAGAAUCCUCCAGUAGUUCCGACCCCCAUCCCCGUCCACGUGAUGGAAACCGACCCGCCCGGACAUCUGGUGGCGUUCGUCAGCGCUCACGACCCAGACAACGAUACGCUCUGGUACCACCUCACAGAAGGGGAUGAAGCUGGAAGAUUCAGCAUGGGGGUCGACUCUGGAAUCCUUAGCCUCGCUCGGUGGCUGGACCAUGAGGACCAGUACCAUUACACCCUCACUCUGGCAGUUACUGACGGCGUGCAUACCGUAACAACGCAGUUGGCCGUGGAAGUGAUGGACGCCAAUGACCACCGGCCUGUUUUCAGUGCGCCAUUGUAUGAGGCCAGCGUCAGUGAGGCAGCUGCCCCAGGAACCACUAUACUGGGCCUCCAGUGUCGGGAUAAAGAUAAUUCGCCAUCUACUUCCUCCUCAGUUUAUUUCUCUCUACAUCACGCUCAUGCAAUAGCUACCCAUGGGCUCUUCACAAUAGACUCUUCCAGUGGGGACGUCAUUGUUGCUAAACCGCUUGACAGAGAAGUGUCCAGCACACACAUCCUGACAGCAGGCUGCCGAGACAGGGGUCAGCGGGAGGGCGCUGACUAUACCAGGAUACGUGUGACAGUGACAGAUGACAAUGAUCACGAUCCGGUCUUUCUAGAGAAUAUGAUCCUUGCAAAAGUCAGCUCAGGGGCAGCCGUCGGGACAGCGGUCGCUCGCGUUGUGGCGCUCGACCACGACAAGGCGGAGAACGGGAGACUGUCCUACUCCAUCGCAGAAGGGAAUGCUGGCGGCACCUUCAGCAUUAGCCCUCACUUAGGAGUGAUAACGCUGCGACAAGAUCUGCGAGACGAGCGGUCCUCAGAGUACUUGCUGCUCGUCCGCGCGGUGGAUCACGGCUUCGAGGCCCGGGCUGCCUCCGUCCCGGUUCGUGUGGUCGUGACGUCGGCCCCCGACGCACCCCCCGUGUGGCAAGAUGAUGCCUCCCAGGUGGUCGAAAUCGGGGAGUGGACGACGGUAGGCUCGGCUGUGGCCCGGCUGACUGCGACGUCACCUUCGUCUUUGCAUUAUACGGUUACUGCUGGGAAUGACGAUGGAGUCUUUCUCGUGAGCCCGGCUUCUGGCGUGGUGAGCCUGGCGGCGCCUCUAGACUACGAGACCACCGCCUGGUAUAACCUUACGGUCGCCGCCACUAAUCUUGCCGGUGUAUCACGAAGUACGUGGCUGGGGAUAACGGUGCUGGACGAAAACGAUUGGAUGCCGGAGUGGGACCAUUAUGUCUAUGAAGGAACCGUCUUGCAGAAUGCCCCUGUGAACGCUCCAGUGUUGGCCACCCAAACACACAGUGGCCGUGACCCGGCCCCUCUUACAGUCUCUGCUACCGACCGUGAUCAAGGUUUAAAUGGUCGUAUAACAUUUAGCAUUGUAGAAAAGGAUAUGACGCAGUACUUCUCCAUCGACUCGUUCACAGGAGCAGUUCGGGUGGCCGGUCCCCUGGGCGACUUAGCGGGAGCGGCGAAGCUUAGCGUGUGGGCGCGAGACGGGGGGAGUCCCCGAAGAGAGUGCUUGGCUCCCGCCCGCGUGGUCAUCAAUGUAAUACCUGUGAAGGUUCCCUCGAAAGCAUUCAGUCGCUCGGUCUACACAGCUGAUUUGUACUUGCCCACCGUCCCUGGGGUGCGCGUGUUUUGCGUAGGCCAGGUCGACUUCCAGGAGCAGCGCCAUUUACAUUCUUCCCCGCAGCUUAAUUAUACUGUGAUAGACGGUGAUGAAACCAGACGAUUUGCAUUCGAUGACGAAAACAAAUGUCUUUUUGUGCGUGAUCAUCUGAAUCUCAGCCCACACUACAAUUUAACGAUUCAAGCUGUGGAUGGAACUACAGUAUCCACAGCUGUGGCAGAAGUAUUUGUUCAGGAUGUCCCCCAGUCGCCUUUGUCGUUCAUGCAAGAUAAAUAUUGGGCGAGCGUCUAUGAAAACUCGACGAAGGAAAUCAGUGUUGUCGUUUUAGGUGUGAAGGGACAGCCCCUCAAUAGCCACACACUCUACUCGAUCCUCAACCCAAACGAAAACUUCGAAAUCCGCUCCACCGCCGGCAUCAUCAAAACAACAGGGAAGCCCUUCGACCGGGAGACCGAAGACCACUACACGCUCGUCAUCCAGGCUAAAGACGCUGAAGACGAGAGGAACGUCGCGCAGGUACUCGUGCACGUGGCAGUGAUGGACGUGAAUGACAAUGAGCCUGUAUUCGUCGGUCAACCAUACUACGCUUUGGUUUCCACAACGGCGGCGCGAGGACACAUUGUGACCAAGGUGUGGGCAGUGGAUGCGGAUGCCGGUGAUUUUGGGAGCGUCCGCUACGAAUUAGUGCGGGGCAGCGGCGAACUGUUUGCAGUGAACAAGAAAACGGGCGAGAUCUCCCUGAAGCAGCCUCUGAUGGUGGCAGACAAGACGUACAGCCUCACCGUCGCGGCCUACGACGGCGGGAAGAUGCCGCUCAGCUCGCAGGCCCACGUCCUCAUACGAGUGGUGUCAUCGGAGGGCCCCAUCUUCACUUCAGGCCACUACUUGGCGUCCAUUGACGAGGACGCUCGCUUAGGGUCCCCUGUGCUGAGGGUCGAGGCUGCCAGUUCUUCGGGCGCGCCUCUCAUGUACACGAUUGUUGCAGGCAACACCAACGAGGAAUUUGCUCUCGAGUACACUUCCGGUGUGGUGCAGACAUUAGGCUCCCUUGACUACGAGAGCGUGCGCACUCAUAACCUGAGUGUUAGGGCACGGGACCCCGUGACAGGCGGGUACACAGACGCCCAAGUCACCAUCUCUGUGAUGGACGUGAAUGACAACCCGCCGGUGUUCAGUAGCCAAGUGUUCAAGGCGCAGGUGUCCGAGGCGGCGUCCCCCGGCCACGUUGUGGUGCAGGUCGCGGCGACCGACCAGGACACGGGUGCGGGCGGCCGCGUGCGGUUCUCGUGCGAGUCGGGGUGCGACUUCUUCCACGUAGGCGAAAAUGACGGGGUUGUGGCGGUGGCGCGGCGCCUGGACGCGGAGACGAAGGCGCAACAUACGCUCACCGUCAGCGCCACCGACGCCGGCCUGCCGCAGCUGUCGUCCACUGCCGCCCUCAUCAUCCAGGUGACGGACUUCAACGACAACGCUCCCGUCUGGCGGCAAGACAGCUACACCUGCCGCGUGUCCUCGGAGGCUCAGCCAGGACACAUCGUUUCUGCGCUAACUGCGCACGACCCAGACGUAGGAGAAACCACGCACCUGCGCUACGGCAUCCACUCGGGGGACCGUGCCGACAUCUUCAAAAUAGACCCUCUGACAGGUAUCAUCGUGGUCACGUCACCCAAGAAAUUGGAGAAUAUGACAUCAGCAAAUCUCAAUAUCUCCGUCAGCGAUGGAGUCCAUGUCGCCUUCACUGGCCUCAGGGUGACGGUCACGCCCUCGAACCAUCACACGCCGCGAUUUGAACGGCCUGUAUACGAAGGUUGGGUGGACGAGAACAAUGCUCCUGGGCAGUUUGUCCUUACGCUGAAGGCUCAUGACCCCGACGGAGGAGAGUUCGGAGCGCUUGAGUACACCAUCCUGUACCAGAGCUUAGAGGGAUCGUUCGCCAUAGACAAAGAAGCUGUACGUGGCGGCUGCGUUAGAUCGAGAACAGCAGGCUGAAUACAGACUUACCAUUACGGCAACUGAUGGUAAAUUCACAGCUAACACGACAGUAACCGUAACUGUUAUAGACGUAAAUGACAAUGGACCAGUAUGCAAAGAACCUCUUUACAAUCGCGAGAUCUCAGAGGGAGUGAAUUUAGGAACCCAUGUAGUCUCUGUGCUUGCUUGGGACGCUGACGAAGGCACAGCUGCACGCACCCGCUAUACCCUCAUCGGAGACGGUUCUGAAAACUUCAACAUAGACCAGCAGAGCGGCCACGUCACCACAGCAACCCUGCUGGAUCGUGAGAACAAAGAUUACUACUCCCUUGUAGUGGCAGUAGAAGACUGGGAGUAUGCGGAGUGGUCGUGCCAGGUGCAGCUGCAGGUGAGCAUCAGCGACACCAACGACAACGCGCCGGAAUUCAGUGAGGCAAGCCACAAAGCUACAAUUGCCGAGGACGCUCCUGUCAAUACUGUCUUAAUCAAGAUGCACGCUACAGAUCCCGAUCUCGGAAUCAGUCGGCGAAUCAAAUACAGUUUCGUGGAUUCUGCGGACGGCCACUUCACCAUCGACGACACAGAGGGCGUGGUGAGUCUGGCCCGCCCACUCGACCGGGAGAUCCGUGACUCUUACACGCUGACAGUGCGGGCCCAAGACCAUGGCGUCCCGCCGCUCUCAUCUACGGCACUUCUAACAGUAAUGGUCGCAGAUGUCAACGACAACCCGCCUGAAUUUGUGCGGAAGUUGCAAGAGAUAACAGUGGCGGAGAACACGAAGGUCGGGGCAGAAGUCACUCGGGUCAUGGCCACUUCAAAGGACAUUGGUGUUAAUGCAGAGAUUACGUACGCGAUUCAGCACACGACCGACGAGAAAUAUUUGCAGAUUCAUCCCAAAACAGGUGUGAUCAGCGUUGGGUCUCCGUUGGACUACGAAGAGGUUCGGCAGGUCGUCGCAACCGUGGUGGCCACCGACGGAGGGACGCCCCCGCUCUCCGCAACCGCCCUGGUCAAUGUCACCAUCACCGACGUCAAUGACAACACCCCACUGUUCUCUCUACCUUCCUACACGGCUGCUGUGCGCGAGGAUGCUUUGCGGGGGAGCAGCGUGAUUCAGAUUUCUGCAAGCGACGCGGAUUCUGGGGUGAACAGCCUUAUUCGCUACAGUAUCAAGGCUGGCAAUGAGCUCCGCUGUUUCCACAUAGACGAAGAUUCCGGUAUCAUUACUGUGUUGAAAAAGCUUGACAGGGAAAAGGAGGAAGAGUACCAGAUAAUUAUUGAAGCACGAGAUAUGGGCACGCCUUUUAACAAAGCAGACGCAAACCUUAUUAUAACUAUCAGAGACGUAAACGACAACCCGCCCAUUUUCACAAAAAGCAAUUACUCUGUGGUAGUUCAGGAAAACCGUCCUGUUGGUUACUCCCUGCUGCGCCUGAUGGCCACAGACGCAGACUCCGACUCCCACGGCGCCCCGUUCACCUGGGAGCUGAUCAACGAGGCCCACGAAGACCGCGCCUUCACGCUCGACCAGGACGGCUCCCUCAGGCUUGCCACGAAUAAACUCAACUUCCGCGUACAAAAUGAAUACUUGAUGGACGUGCGAGUUUGGGAUAGCGGGUCUCCGCCACUGUACGCCGACACUCAGGUCAAGGUGAUGGUGGUCGAGGAGUCUCGCUACCCGCCCACUCUGUUCCCCCUGCAAGCCGCCGUUGUUAAUUACCGGAGCGCCUUUCCUGGCGGCAUAAUCGGGCGUAUAACCGCCCUUGACCAGGAUCCAUAUGAUACCUUGGUGUACUCCAUCAUUCCGGACACGAAAACUGUUAAAUAUUUUGACAUCGACAGCCAGGAUGGAACUUUGGUGGCCCUGACUCCCUUGGACCCCGGCUCAUACACUGUGAACAUAAGCGUGUCAGAUGGCAAGUAUGAGCGAGACGUAGUGGCCAAGGUGGAUGUAAUUGUCAUCACGGAGGACAUGAUAGAAAACUCAGCCAUCGUCAGGAUAGGCCCGGUCUCACCAGCCGAGUUUCUCUCUCGAUAUCAGAAAGCUUUCAUUAGGGCCAUUAAAUCGGAACUUGCUGUUAAGGAGGAAUUUGUUAUACUCGUAAGUAUUCAGCCAACUGUUUCGCAUUCUGGUUAUAUUGAAGAACAAAUCGAAGAAAGAAAGAAAAGAGAAAUACAAAGGAAUUUAGAUGUGCUGAUAGUGGUAGAAAAUUCCGAAGGUUCUUACCUUUCCAGAGGACAUUUACUUGAACAAUUAAGGGUCAAGGAAAAUGAAAUACAAAAGAAAUUAAAUCUUCCCCUUUUGAUUAUAAUGGAUUCCCUUUGCAAAGGAGAAGCGCACUGCAUGAAUCAUGGUUCUUGCAUCGACGUUGUUGAAAUCAAUGAUGAUGUCUCUGUACCAUUCAAUACCCAACUAGCAAGUUUAGUAGCACCAAAAUUCUCCCACGUGUCAGGUUGCGUUUGCGAACAGGGAUAUGGUGGCAGUCAAUGUCAAGAUCUAAUAAAUGCGUGUGGACAUCGUCCGUGUGCUGAGUAUGAAGUGUGCAAACCCGUUGACACAGGGCCGCGAGGCUACACUUGCCAAUGUCCCGCCGGGCGUGCAGGUCCACAGUGUCAAAUAGAUCUCACUAAGUGUAUAAGCCCCUCUUGUCAUUACCCACUACGACCGUUAUCAUUUAAAGGCAAAAGUUAUGCCCAGUAUAGUGUAGCACGUCAAGCCGAGAGCAGUUCAUUAACAUUGAGUCUCUUCAUGCGGACCAGACAUCCAGUAGGAACAAUUGUUUUCGCUGCUGGCGAUAUUGACUUCAGCAUAUUAGAAGUGGCUAGUGGCCAUAUUCAGUAUCGAUGGGACUGUGGAAGUGGUGAGGGUUUGGUAAGAGUAUCUGCAGUAAGAGUUGAUGAUGAUCAGUGGCACUUUAUCAAUCUGACCAGAGAAGGGACAAUAUCAACUUUAAGUGUAGAUGGUGACAUGAGUUCUGGGGCUGCGCCGGGGGAUAAUGAUAUACUCAACGUUGAUUCAGACUUCAUUUUCUUGGGCGCCACUAUCAGUAGAGACCGCAGCUCUAGUAUGUCUUCAUACCAUAACAGCUUAGGCUUCGCAGGAUGUCUGGACCAAGUAAACAUUGACCAAGUAGAACUUCCUGUAGCCAUGACGGCAUCUUCGUCUGGCGGUGCAAUACUCAAGCGACUUGCCAAUGUUGAGCUUCAAUGCCCAGAAAAUUUGGCUGCUGCUGGCGUCUGUGGCUCUCACCCCUGCCUUAAUGGAGGAACAUGUAUAGAAAGUGGCAGUAGCUACAAGUGCACCUGUCCCCAGCGGUUUUCUGGAGUGCAGUGCCAAAUUGACACAGCCCCCUGCUCCUCCUCACCUUGUCUUAAUGGAGGCAAAUGCGUCGUUGUAGCCCACUCCUAUAAGUGCAGAUGCCCGUCAAAGUUGAGUGGAAAACGUUGUGAAUACGGUGUGCACUGUAACCCUAACCCCUGCCAGAAUGGUGGCCGGUGCGAGGAAGGUGCUGAUGGCCCAAUAUGCAAAUGUCAACAUUUUACAGGGGCGAUGUGUCAGUUGGACAUUGAUGAAUGUACUCAUAAUCCUUGUCAAAAUAGUGGCACUUGUCUCAACUUUUACGGAGGUUUCAAAUGUAUAUGCUCCCCAAAUGUUACCGGUGAGUAUUGUACCGAACCUUUGCAAAAACUGAAAGCGACAGAUUCCUCCCUAAACAUUACCCUGGAGGAACUUGUGUGCAUCCUGGCAGUAUUCUUGGGGUGUGUAGUGGCCAUGCUAGUGCUUGUGGCGUGGCAGCGUCGGCGCUGGAGACACAAGCGCCAUCAGCAGAACAACCGGAUUAAGCUCACCGAAAACCACGUUAAGAAUGACCUCAAAGCUAAUGAUGCUCCAAAGAGAAAUUCCAAAAUCUGCAAUGUGGAGGCUGACCAGGGCCCUCCGCUGCCUCCGCGCCCGGCCUCUUACACUCCAUCUGGCACCGACUCCGCCAUACUGAACACGCUCAAACACCUAGCUGACCUUUCUGCCGACCACGAGAACCUGGAGCUGGAGACACUGUCUAGGCGAUCCCAUGAGUUCCUUCACAGCCUGAAUAAGCCUGUGGUGGCACCUCCCAGUUUGUCGCCUCCGCCUCCCUCCAACAGUGACACGGAGUCACUGCAAAAGCCCUGGGACCAUCACAACAAUCUUAAUGACUCCUACUUCAUGCCCAUCAAGGAUAUAGGAUGCGACCUGGUAACUAACAUUGACGAGAACCGAGCUCCCAGCCGCCUGUCGACGGUGUCAGAUGAUUCUUCAGUACGCCGAAGGGGGUCGUCACCUCCUGCCGUGCCGCCUCUCCCCCGCCCGUCGCUCCUGGGCCGCCGGGGCAGGAUCCUCCAGGUGCACCCCCUCGAAGUGAACGCCAUAGAUCCUGCUCCCUUCGUUGGUUCCCCCCACGCGAGCGCCCCCGGUGUCGCGGACGGGUUACCUGCUAGGAAUGUCACGGGUGAUAAAUCGCCCCGUUAUGGAUAUCCUCCGACUCAGGCCAAGAAAAAAGGUUAUCAUUGGGACGACUAUGAUUUACGAGGAUCAAGGACUUUACUAGGAAACGGAGCGUGUGCGGCCACGCCCGACCUGCUGCUGCUGCCCAGAGAGCUUCCUCCUGCGGCGCUGGUGGACGACAAGGCCAUGGAGGGCCGGCCGCUCAUGUCGGGCCUUAACCAUUUUGGGACUAAAGUAGGAAACCCCGAAGAAGAAACGGCAGCAACUCCCCUGCUCUCCAUUGACGUGAGAGACAUAGAUGUUGAGGAAGAUGACGAGGAGGAAAAUGAUAUCGACGGUGAUGAUCCUUGCAGUUUUGAAGAAAUUCUCUUGGCCAAUAAUAUUACUUUAGGGUCGAAUUGCGAACUCAACCAUGCUGCUAAGUACAAUAUUGUGUCAGACUUAGAAGAGGACACCCCUGAACCACAGACGAAGAUCUUCAACGUGCCUUGUUCUCUUGAGGAGGACGUGAAUAAGCUAGGGAGCCCUAGGAGUCGCCGUCCCUUUCAUCGCACAGACUAUGGGCGAGUUUCAGACCUGUCCUUCCUUUCCGCGCUUGAGGAAGAUGACGUAGAUGACUCUCUCUCAGAACUGCAAGAUUCGGAUUACGAACCAUUAGACAGACCAAGAGGCCAACAGACAGCAACGUUAAUCCAGACGUCUGUGUCUGAAGUCUUUUUAUAGCCAGCUUAAGUUUUACUGCCGGUCAAGACUAUGUAAUAUGUGUCCAGUAGAGAAUGAAAUCACGAAGGAAAGUUCAAGAAAUGGAUAGUGAGACAAGAUCAUGUGAGUGCUGUAGAUUAAAACGUGGUGCUGUGAGUGGAUAAUGACGCAUCUUUUUGCUGAGGAAUAAUGUCUCUUAGGAAGAUAGUAACUAAGUAAAAAUGAAUGUGAGCGCACAAGCUAUAAUAAUUGUGCUACGUCGGUGCCUUCUGGUCCAGUGAUGGGUUGUAGGCUGAACAAAUAGAGGUAUUUUUUACUUUAUUGUUUAUAUAUAUAUAUAUAUAUAUAUAUACAUAUAUAUAUAUAUAUAUAUAUAUAUAUAUAUAUAUAUAUAUAUAUAUAUAUAUAUACUUAUAUUAGCUUCACUUCUUUCCAGCACCUUUUGCAUUUAUGGAAGAUAUUUUAUAGGAAAAGACAAACGAAAAAGAAGAUAUAAUUGUAUAUAAGUAUAAUUUUUCACCUUGCGGAAUUUUAUUCAAUGGAAUGCUGGGUAUUCGUAAUACACCAGAUGUAUGUGUGUAGCUCUGUCCAGAAAAGAUUCCAGUUCUGUUAUGGGAUCAGAGUGACAUUGGUAAUUCAUGGUAUUAUUUGUACACAGUGAAAUCCACUUCCCAACACCACUAUGUGAAGUAUUUAUGUUAUUGUGUAGUAAACUGUAUGUAAUCAUUUAACCCAACUCGUUAUACUAAAGCACAAAUGAACCCUAUUUCAAUGUUUGUGUCAAUGGAAGUCGUUAGAUUUUCUAUAUAUAAGUAGAACAAACUCUGCAUGUUUAUUUUCAGUGUCCAAUGAAAUUCCCUUGGGAAUUCAAGUGAUCAGGGAUGGCGAACUUUAAAGAGCCAUAACAGACGAAAAAUUGUUCAUGGUGUGUCGAGGUGUACGGUUAUUGCUAACACACACUUUAAAACUGUCAUUCAUUAUGAUGCUGCAUUUCCUCUGGACUAGUCAUGUUGAUACAGAGUAGAAAAAGUGCCUAUGCAAGAGAUGAUGAAAUUCCAGGAGAAACCAUGUAAGUAGAAUUAUAGAUAUUGCUAUUGUGUCUGUAGCAACUGGCCAUUAGUAAUUUCCUUUCGUUGAGGGAAAUCAAGAAGUGUGAACUACAUGGACUUUCCUAAAAUUGAACUAGGUAGCUUUAGAGUUUAAAUGAAUCAAUGAGUAGUAAUGAGUAGCUUAUUUGUAUAAUAUGAUUUAGUACUAUUUGAUGUGCUCCAUCUUUUCAUUCUAUGAUAAAGACAAACUAAUCUGAUUGGCAUAUUGAUUAUAGGAAACUGUUGUCACAAAAGAAUAUUUUUGUAAAAAAAAUUACUUCUGUAAAUAAAGUUGUUGUCCCAUUAA
Molecule: messenger RNA, 14565 nt
Organism: Penaeus monodon (black tiger shrimp)
Lineage: Eukaryota; Metazoa; Arthropoda; Malacostraca; Decapoda; Penaeidae
Product: fat-like cadherin-related tumor suppressor homolog
Biological process (GO): homophilic cell-cell adhesion
Cellular component (GO): plasma membrane
Molecular function (GO): calcium ion binding
Source: RefSeq, a predicted model, not a curated record